Drosophila gunungcola (fruit fly) is the source of this 674-nucleotide messenger RNA. RefSeq lists its product as uncharacterized. The record is from RefSeq and is a predicted model, not a curated record. The transcript is spliced from 2 exons. The coding region runs from base 170 to 475 and encodes 101 amino acids. NCBI's taxonomy places the organism in Eukaryota, Metazoa, Arthropoda, Insecta, Diptera, Drosophilidae.
GGUCCUCUCUACUUCAAAAGUUUCAGUUUUCGUUUUAAUGCUGGAGCGCCAAGUUCAACGCUGUUCUUUGAAUACUUUACAUAAGAAUAAGUUGAAAAAAGUUUAUUUUAUAGCCGUAAUCUCUUAUCCAUCAUAGUUCAACUUAGCAGUGUUGGUCACGUUAUUGGAUAUGCCAAACAUUACCAAACAUGAGUACUCCUUCAUGUUCGAUUACUCCUACUGUGAGAUGCCCUACGACAGGGAGUUUGAGCUAUUGUGGCAGCAGAUCGGCGAGGAACUGCGAUCCCGACACAAUCGAUUCCUGGGCAUGCCCUUCGAUAGUGGAUUUGAACGGAUGUGGCGCCAAAUCGGAGAGGAACUGAAGCGGGAUCAGGAGGUAAACGACUUGGCAGUCGGCUUUCGGCGGAAGUUAACCCUCUACGCAAAGGAGGAAGCGAUGGUCGACCCACUUGAGUCUUUUAUUGAACGCAGAUAAAAUAUAUUCAAUUUUAUUGAACGGCAUGUUAGUGUUAAAAGUACGUGGUAUGUAUGUCUAUUAAGUAUGCAUUGUAAAGAUUACCAUCGGUUUUGGUUAAAAUAAUUUAUUGUUUUUUCGGAAUUGGUUUCAAAGUCGAAUAGAUCAAGCGAAUGCCUGAUUUCGAUUGGAAAAAAGAUAAUAAAAAAGACUUAACAUA